GCUGACCGCCCCUGCUGGCUCGCCAAGGGAAGGCGGCGCCGAGGGUCGGCCCACGCGCGGGGCUGAGUAGGGAGAAGCCGGGGGCCUCCUGGGAGCCGGCUGGGCGCUGCUCGUGGUGACGGGAGCCCCGCGCGGGGAGACAGGGUGGCGCUGGGGCUGGAGCCACCCGCUGUCGUGGCGACCCGGGGGCGGGCGUGAGCGGCGGAGCCCGGGCGGUGGCCGAGGAGCAGGAUGCCGAGGGCCGGUGGGAGGACCCUGGGGCGCCGUGGGGCGGCGAUCGAGUCCAACUGCUCUGGCCCCGCUCCCAGUCUGGGAACGAUGCUCGCCAUCUCCUGGCUUGCUGUGGUCUUGCUAUUUCGCCACACGCUAUUUGGGAAAACAGUAUCUUGUGGCCUGGCUUGUCCAUUGCUAACCACGGCUGGAGACGGGGACCUCCUGGGGCCCUGGGAGGCGGCGGACGUGCUGGCGAGCUGACGGGUUAGCGGGCUGCGCGAAUACAGGAGGCAGGGCCGCGUCCGCAUCCCCAGCUGGAAGCUCCAGUGCCACUAGGCAAGUGACAGACGACCCUGCACGUCCUUGGACAAUAGAGGCCGGAUACUGCGACGCCUGGACCUCAGAGAAGGACUCGACCAGCCAGGCCUCCUCCUUCGCCCGCCCCGGGCCACGUUUUAGAAAGAGCGUUUUCGCUAUAUAAAGCACAUUCGAUAAAGGAUAUGGAAAAUACCUUGCAGCUGGUGAGAAAUAUUAUACCUCCUCUGUCUUCCACAAAGCACAAAGGGCAAGAUGGACGAAUAGGCGUAGUUGGCGGCUGUCAGGAGUACACUGGAGCCCCAUAUUUUGCAGCAAUCUCAGCUCUCAAAGUGGGCGCGGAUUUGUCCCAUGUGUUCUGCGCCAGCGCGGCCGCGCCUGUGAUUAAGGCGUACAGCCCGGAGCUGAUCGUCCACCCCGUUCUCGACAGCCCCGGUGCUGUUCAUGAGGUGGAGAAGUGGCUUCCCCGGCUGCAUGCCCUUGUCGUGGGACCUGGCUUGGGUAGAGAUGAUGCACUUCUUGACAGUGUCAAGGGCAUUUUGGAAGCAUCAAAGGCCAGGGACAUCCCUGUGGUCAUCGACGCGGAUGGCCUGUGGCUGGUUGCUCAGCAGCCAGCGCUGAUCCAGGGCUACCGGAAGGCCGUGCUCACUCCCAACCACAUGGAGUUCAGCAGACUGUACGACGCUGUGUUCAGAGGCCCCGUGGACAGUGAUGACCGCCAUGGAUCUGUGCUGAGACUCAGCCAAGCCCUGGGCAACGUGACGGUGGUCCAGAAAGGAGAGCACGACAUCCUCUCUGAUGGCCAGCAGGUGCUUGUGUGUAGCCAGGAAGGCAGCAGCCGCAGGUGUGGAGGGCAAGGAGACCUCCUGUCGGGCUCCUUGGGCGUCCUAGUGCACUGGGCGCUCCUUACUGGACCUGAGAAAACAAAUGGGUCCAGCCCUCUCCUGGUGGCUGCGUUCGGCGCCUGCUCCCUCACCAGGCAGUGUAACCACCAAGCCUUCCAGAAGCACGGUCGCUCCACCACCACCUCCGACAUGAUUGCUGAGGUGGGGACCGCCUUCAGCAAGCUCUUUGAAACCUGAGCCCACGCAGACCAGAAGGAAACAGGCACCUCAGCUGGGGAGAGUGACAGCAAAAUCGGACUCGGUGUGCUGAAGGCGCACGGCGCGUGCCAGGCGUUCCACUCCAGCAUAAAUUGGUUUAAGAAUUUGGAAUAUUGCAGUUUUUGGCUAAACUGGAUGCAUGGUCAGAGAUGUUAUGGUGACACUAACCAAAGCAUUCCUGAACUUUCCUUAGCUCCUUGGUAGUAACUGAGAAGACAGAAAUGAAGAAAGUGACGCAAAUGAGUUUCUCAGCCUGCUCCAAAAUCGGCGGUUUCUGCACGUUGUUCUGUCUGCCCACACGCGUCACGUUUCCCCUGCUGCCCUGUCCUAGUGUUUCCUCCAGCAGGGAGCGGGCACUGGUCCCUCCCGAGUCUCCCUGAGGGCUAGCUACCCUGAUGUGUUUCCUCUGACUGGGUCCAUGUCCAUCGGGGACUGCUUCGUUGUCCAGCUCAUCCUGGUUUGAAGUGGUGACUAGCGUGGUGCCGUCAGGCUGCUGGUAUGUGGUUGGCUUAUUGACAUACUCCAGGGUAAUCAGUGAUCACUUUGUUUGGAAAUCGUUUUGGAGGCACCAUAGGAACUAGAAGGAAACAUGAGUGACGGUGACCCUUGAGUAGGUGGGCAGGGAGCUCCUCAGAGGUCCCAUGAUGCCCACCAGCCACAGCAGGGCAGACCUGACCAGGGGUGGGCACAGUGGAGGGCUGCAGGCUGGGGUCUGCCGUAGCCCCCAGUGCUGUCUCAGGAGAAGCUUCUGAGGACUUGGGGCCUGCCAGGCCUGGUGCAGCGAUGACGCUAAGGGGGCCUGGGGAAGAGUGUCCUGUGCUUGGGAGUCAGCACAGUCGUGUGUCCUCAGGGAUGUUCACAUCCGGCAAAGAUGCUGGUAACCGCAGCUUCAGCGAACGCUUCCUGUUGACCUUGGGUGAGCUGCUGCUGUCUGUGUGGUGUUCCUGGAGUGGCCUGACGUUUACUUACUCUCUAGUUCCAUGUCUCAGUGGGGCUUGGUAUGGUUUCGUGUCUGAUGUGCGCAUUAGAGAAUUCUUUAUGCUUUUAUUAACACACCUUUCCACAGCAAGGGCCAAACCUCUUGGUUCCCUUCAGUCUUUUCGGCCUGAUGAUGCCUCCUGGGUGACGCCCUGUGGUGCAGACACGCCCCAGAUGGAUUCUAUUCUACUUUCUUAAAAAAAAAAAAAGAUUGUUACUAUUAAUUUCACACCUAACUUCAGAAGUUCUCUGCCUACAUGUGAACCUUUGCAGGAAGAGUGCCAUGGACAUUUUUCCUUUGGGGAAUUACAUCUAAAUUCUGGCAGCUGUUAAAAGACAGACCUGGUUAAUUUAAAUCUAGUGUGGUGGUUUUUUUCCUUAAAACAGCUAAAGAUCACCUUUCAGCUUUCUUAGGUGAGGAUAUUGUGAGACACCAGGGAUUAAAAUACAUCAGCCUGUGUGUGACAGUCCCUCACCACGGGCGCCUGCCUCCCACGAUGGCUGCAGUAAAGAACCGUGAGGGAGAAGCCCGAGGCGGCCCCCUCUUUCCUUGGGAAAUACAAUUCAGCAGUCGUAGGAACUCUCUCAUGGUUGUGGUUACUAAGUUUUUGUUCUAAGUAAAACACCCCUUGGCUUGAAGGAGCGAAUGGGUUUGUUUUUAUGAUCAGCUCCUUGCCUCCCUGUUCUUUCUCAAGCCCUUCUCUUACACGUUUGCUCCAGACACUCCCUUUCCUGGACCAGGACAGCAGUGGGAAGUGUGUGGGGCUGGUGAGGCAGUGGCCUGGCAGGGCAGUCUGCCCCAGGACUGAGCGGCCCUGUCGAGAUGCCUCAUUGUGAGGAGGUCUCUGGGGCCUUUUUGUAUGUGGGUAGCUUUCCUAGGGUGACUUUCUAGGUGGGUGACUUCUGAACUGGCAUUCUUAUCUGCAGACAGGAGCCAUGCCUCAGGCCCCUGGUUCAGUGAUGAGCAGGGCUGGAUCCCCAGUCACAGAUCCUGCUGCUGCCUGCGCCCAUGGGAUUCAGAGAUGCCCGUGCAGCAGUAAGGGAGAGGCCUGGCCCAGGCUCUGCGAGCAGGAAGAGUGGAGCGGGUCACCCUGCUGGGUCACCAACAGCUGUGGCGCUGGGCUGACUACAGAAAAGUGAGAUCAGGAGCAAGGUGGGUGCUUUGGAAGGCCCCGCUCCCGCAGCCCUGGCAGCCCGCGUGCACUGGCUGCCGCUUUCCGCUUGGGAAUCCUCUCGUCACGCCUCGCCAGCUGGCUUUCAGCUGACUGCCCUGAGGCCUCUGAACUCACCUCUCCAAGGCCCAGCCGCGACCCCAUCACUGCUCUGCUUAGACCAGGGACGCCAAGAUGCCCAGCAGCUGUCAGGAUGUUAAAUGCAGCGGGACUACGGACAGUUCUCUGCUGCAUAUUUUCUAUUAUAACCAGAGUUAAUAUUGUGUUCUUGCUGGGGAGGGAGCGUCCCAGGGUUCACAUUGCCUGGAGUCCCCCAUGCUUCAGACUCUGCUGCUGCGUGGCCCAUCCGCCUCACCCAUCCCAGCCCCUCCCUCAGAAGGAAAUGCUGCAUCCUGCCACCUCCCUGGGUCCCUGCUCUUCUAUUCCUGUGUUGUCUGCUCCCUGGGCAUGGCCCAGUGCGUCUCACCCAUGGGCACACGUGCUGCCUGGCGCUACUCAAUGUCUGACGCGACUUCACUGCAUCGACGGUGACUCUAGUCACGACACCAGAGCGCAGUGAAUGUUUAGGCGCAGUUACUAACCAAUGCCAGUGGGACACUGUGGGUUGCCUUACUUUAAUGCUGACCUAGCAGCCUCGACAGGGAGCUUUAACGUAAAGCUUUAUCUGCAAGGAAGCACAGGUGCGCCGUGUGUCACGAGCAGGCUCAUGGCUGUGCUCCAUCCUCAGUCCCCAAAGGAUUUUUGGUCCUUUGUCCUUUGAUCCAGCAGUUCCCAUGUGGAUGUUGUAUGGCUUCUGUCCUGUAGAAGAGAGGCCCAACUCUCAGCAGACGCCAUGUCAUGUGGCACAGGGGGCUGACAGGCGUGAUCAGGUUCAGGGUGCCUGUUCCCUCACUGACCUGCCCUAAAAAGCCUGCAGGGCGCUUAGAAAGGGCCCCACUGCCUCCAGCAGAAGGCCAGGAGCUGUGCAGCACCUGCGGGGGGUGGGGGGGCUGAGCAGGACCCACGGCCCCAUGCUAGGCGUCCCCUCCAGCUGACUUGGCCCCCACCCCGCAGCCCUCCCAUCUCAUUUUUCAUUGGGUGGGUUUCUCUACUCAGAAAGAAGCGUGGUUAUGGGGGAUGUCUGGGCCUCUGGCGGUCCCAUGUCUGUGUGACACCUACUGACCUACCCAGCCACUGGGGUGAUGUCCCUGGCCUGGGUGUAGCGCUCACCUUGAUGUUGAUGCCGUGGGCAGUCAGGCCCCGACGCACAGUGUCACAUGCCUCCAGCAGGGGCCGCCUCUCCAGGCGCUGCUGCUGCUGGGCCUCCCCAGUAGCCUCAGGCGUGGCCAGAGCAAACUGCCGCACCUGCUGCCGGAACCGCACCAGCUCGUCCACCACGGCCCGAAGGGUGGCCUCGCUGCCAUCUCCUGAAACACACUGGACCCGCAGGGCACGGUCACACCCCCUGGAGACCAUGGCACCCAGGUGGCUGGGCUCUGGGCCGAGACACACCCAGCCCUGGCCUUCCCAGAUUCCCUAAAACUGGGCCUCUUUCUGGGACUGGCAGGGAUGGGUGCGGCCCCUAAGUGCUGGGCUCAGGGCAAGUCUCCACUCUCAACUCUGAGCAUCUGUCAUCCAGGCAAGACUGGGGCUCCCCUGGAGGUCAGAAGGACUGGGCAGUGCACGCCACCCCACCCUGCACACAAGCGCUCCCUGGGUUCCAGACCCCACACAAGUGUGGCCGAGGCAUCCGGAGCACCUGAGGCGGCUGGGGGUCAGCGACAGCACAAGCGUCUCAGCAAACGGUCUGAGAUUCCCAGCCUCAGGUGCUGAGGGCAGGAUUUGGGCAGAAGGCCUCUGCACUGUCCUCCCGCUGAGAACAGCGCCUGGGGCAGUGUGGAAGGGCGCUGUUGUACCGGUUUAUUAUAUUCAUGCGUGUAAAAUAAACAGACCCACAACCUUUUA
Molecule: messenger RNA, 5725 nt
Organism: Saimiri boliviensis boliviensis (Bolivian squirrel monkey)
Lineage: Eukaryota; Metazoa; Chordata; Mammalia; Primates; Cebidae
Gene: NAXD
Product: NAD(P)HX dehydratase
Biological process (GO): metabolite repair
Molecular function (GO): ATP-dependent NAD(P)H-hydrate dehydratase activity
Source: RefSeq, a predicted model, not a curated record